AUGAGACCUCAGGGCCAGCAGAUUUCGGAUCGCUUGACUGUGGAGAUUGACUGCCACUCUUUGGGACCCAGUGAAUGUCCCUCGAUGACUUCGAGUUUCUCUCCUUUAGAGUCUCCGACUCCCACUCCAACCAGUAUCUAUAGCCAGGGUUCCCUGGCCUCUCCAGGCUGGCACGAAGCCGGCCACUAUCACAGCCUUCCUAUGGAACGGCGAACUUCCGCCACCCCCCUCCGAAGUGCCUUCAGAAUGUCCGACUUCCCGUCAGGUGAGGGCAUGGCCAUGGCUGUCGGCAACAUGGACCGCCAGGACCAGAUCCCCAUGUCCGCCGAGUACCUAUCGGGAUAUGAUGAGAGUGUCGACCAGUUCUGGAUCCCCCAGGACUCCAUUCCCAAGACAUUUGGGCAGCAGACCUUCCCUUAUCAGGCCCCCAUGCCUCAAUAUCAUCACACUAUGGGUCGUAACCACCACUACCGCCAGCAAGCUCAAGCAUCCUAUUUGCCUGAGUCUGCAUCCAACCCUUGCCUUUCCCGUCCCAUGUUCAGCCAGCCUGAGCGUCUCCCAAACUCCGUCUCCAUGUCGAACAUGCUGCCCUGGAUGGUGGCAACAGAGUCGAUGCCUCCUCAGACAAUUACCCCUGCUCAGGCGCUCCACGCACCCGUCACUCCUCCCCCUUCAAAUUACUCUGAGUUCCCCGCGAGUCUGCAAACCUUCAAACCUCACACUCCUGCUACCCCGGUGCGAUCCAUGUCCCUGGGCACACCGGGCAGUGACACGCCCAAUAGCCGCAUGUCCGGCCAUAACGAGUAUCAAGAAGAGUACCCAGUGUCUCCAGUUUACAGAGAUGGCCAGAUGAUUCGCACACACCGUCAGCCGACUCGCAAGCCAUCCAAAAAGCAGCUGCUGCGGUCCAACUUGAGCCUAGAGAAUCUUCCCGCAGUCAUCAAGCAAGUCCAGUUCAAGUGCAAGGAGCCUGGGUGCAAAGGCCGCUUUAAGCGUCAAGAGCACCUCAAGCGUCACAUGAAGAGCCAUUCCAAGGAGAAGCCCCACGUAUGCUGGGUGCCGGGCUGCCACCGAGCUUUCUCCCGCAGCGACAACCUCAACGCUCACUAUACCAAGACUCACAGCAAGCGGGGUGGUCGCAACCGCUAUGUCGCCACCCUCGACGAGACCAGCCCAGAUUAUGAUCCGGAUUUCCGUGGCCAGCUGACAGCCGACGGCCGUCCUCUUUACAACACCAAGCUUGAGGACAUCCCUGAUUGUGACCUCAGCGUUGAUGGCUGGGAUGAUUAG
Molecule: messenger RNA, 1290 nt
Organism: Penicillium daleae
Lineage: Eukaryota; Fungi; Ascomycota; Eurotiomycetes; Eurotiales; Aspergillaceae
Gene: brlA
Product: C2H2 type transcription factor BrlA
Exons: 1
Coding region: 1-1290 (429 amino acids)
Biological process (GO): regulation of transcription by RNA polymerase II
Cellular component (GO): PcG protein complex; transcription regulator complex
Molecular function (GO): DNA-binding transcription factor activity, RNA polymerase II-specific; RNA polymerase II cis-regulatory region sequence-specific DNA binding
Source: RefSeq, a predicted model, not a curated record